This is a messenger RNA of Calliphora vicina (urban bluebottle blowfly), 1766 nucleotides long. RefSeq lists its product as uncharacterized. Lineage: Eukaryota; Metazoa; Arthropoda; Insecta; Diptera; Calliphoridae. The transcript is spliced from 5 exons. The record is from RefSeq and is a predicted model, not a curated record. The coding region runs from base 147 to 1550 and encodes 467 amino acids.
AAACCUGAUGAGAAAUAUUUAAAAGAAACUGAUUUAGACCUAGGGGAACAAGUAUUAAAGUGUGAUUUAAAUUUAAUUGAGGCUGAAAAAUGACUAAAGUACACUGCAAGAAAAAUUUUGUUUUGUUUUGUCUUUAAGCCUGCAAUAUGACGUCUAAACUGGAGAUCUAUAUAGACAAAUAUCUAAUACCGGAAAUAUUAAGCCAAUUGGAUAAUGAGGAAUUAAUUUCAUUUAAGGCGCAGAGCUUGGACAGUUUAGAUAGUUUUAUGUCCUGUUUGUAUAAUAUACAGCUGAAAACUAAAAAGGAUAAACAAGAAAAAGAACGCUUAUUAUUUGUGAAAUUUAUGCGGGGCGAUACAGAUUUUCGAGAAUCUAGUAAAUCCUAUACACAAUAUGGCAAUGAAAUCUAUACCUACAACACAGUUUUGCCUUUAUAUGAGAAAUUAUUAAAAGAUAUGAAAAUUACCAGCAUAAAUGUAAAGCAGUUAGUGCCUCCCAUCUACAUAGCCAAGUUUGGUUAUAUACAAGGUUUAAGUUGUACACCCAACGAUAGAGAGGCUGCUUUGGUUAUGGAAAAUCUUAAACCUUUGGGCUAUCAAUUGGGUCCACGCCUACAACUGAAACGUGAUCAUCUUAUAGCCAUGUGCCAGCCCUUGGGCAAAUUCCAUGCCAUGUCCUAUGCUGUAAAAGCCUUAAAUCCUUCACAAUUCGCUAGUUUAAAAAAGGGCAUUAUAGAUUUCCCCUUUAUUAAUGAAGAGGAUCCCAAUGAUGUUCACAAUAAUGUUUAUCGUUAUCUACAUCGCCAUGCCUUUGAUCGUUUGUUUGAAUUUUAUGAUCGUAAAAUUAAUAGCAAUCUUUUUAAUAAGAAAUCAGCUAAAGAUUUAAAAUUAAUAAAAUGUUUGAAUAAAUUGAGAGAGAAAUAUAACCAGCAGCCUUCUCGAUUGCAAGAAAACUUAAGGAUCAAAGUAAAUGAUCGUGAAGAAGAUAAAUAUUUUGCGGCUAUUUUGCAUGGCGACUACAAUCGUAAUAAUGUUUUGUUUAAAUAUAAAUCCAAAGCAGAUAAAAAUGCCCAACAAUUAGUAGAAGAUAUAAAAAUGAUAGAUUUUCAGCAACUUCGUUAUGGUUCUCCCGCUCUGGAUUUGUCUUUUUUUAUGUAUUUCAAUACUGAUGAAACUGAACGUUAUGAAAUAUGGCAGGAUUUAUUAAAAACAUAUCACAAUACCAUGUUUUCUACACUUUCCAUUAUAUUAAAUGCUUCCAGCAAAUCAAAACAGGAAAUUUCGGCUAUUUUACAGCAUUAUAGUUUUGAGAAAUUUCAAAAACACUUUUCCCGUUUCGCAUUUUUUGGUGUUAUGAUCUGUUUACACUUUUUACACUGGAUGCUGUGCAGUGAGGAGGAGUGUGCUCGCAUAUCGGAGUUAUUCGCCACAGAUAUACGCGGAGAAGAAUUUCGUAAGAUGUCUUUAGAGGUGGGAGGGGAUGAGGUUAAUAUGCGUUUGUUGGCGGUGGUUAGACAUGCCUGCGAAAUGGGCUAUAUGGAUGAUUUGUAAGAGGUGGAAUAAAAGGGAUUAUUUUAGUACUUUUUUUUAUUAAUUUUUUUAAAAAAAAAUAUUUUAAUUAAUGUAAUGCAUGAAAUUCCAAGAAAAAUUUUUUUAAUUCGAGUUGUUUUUCAGCAUAAAAUCAUCUUUUACCAUAAACUCUCUUACUUGUUUAAAGUAUGUUUAUUUAAAUACCAUAAAAAUUAUAAAACUUAAAAGAAAAUAAUU